UGCUUAAAUUUUUAUCAGGUAUGGUUGGAGAAUUUUGUUUUGGAUCAACUAAUAAACCCCUAGUUGAUGUUUUCCUGUAUUUUCAUCACUUGUCUGCUAGGUUUUGUAUUGAUAUUUUCAGGUGAAAUUUUGUUUUGGUUGCCCAUGGGAGUUAUUAAAAGGGUUGACAGGAGGUUGUUCGAACAUAUUUGCUGGUGUUGUUAAUCAUUUCAAACGGUCUGAUGGGCUUCUUUGGAUGUGAAGUUGCAUCAGGUUCCCUAUAGGCUCCUCGUAAUCCUUUUGUUAUUGAGAACUUAAAGCUUUGAGUAUGUUAAUUUGCAUAAACUAAGUUCCUUCAAAAAUCAUCUGUGCAUUGAACACCCUUGCAGGUUAAUGUAAAUAGGAUGUCUCCAACAGAGAGCUCAUCCAAAAGAGAGGCACAGACAUUCAACACAAGAAUACUCAUGGGCAGUGAUGAGGUUUGUUCAAGUUCUAUACUGUUGUCUAGUUCUGCGUAAACUCCAUCAGUCUCAGAGGUGAUCAAAUGCAUCUUCUCUGUGGGAUAUGAACUCAUUGCUAAGUAAAUAGAUGGCAAGAAUUUAGGAAAUUAUCAACUACAGAACACAGUAAAUUUACUGGUGACCAGUACCAAAUUCACUGAGCUAUCAUACAGGGAAAUGUUUAAGACUUCAUAAUCUUAGCAGGUUUUCUGUAAGCCUGCGGAGCAGGCGUAAGCAGGCAAAGGUAAUCAAGUGCUCAGUGUUUUAUUAGGGAAAGUUAUGGCCCCCUUCCUUUAAUUAAAUGACAACAGAAGGCUGUGGAGAGAAAGAAAAGGGAAAAGGGAAAAAGGGAAAAAAAGGAACAAGAAAAGACUGCAAAAAAAGUCACAUUUUCAUGCUCACUAAAUUAAUUAAUAGGCUAAUAAAUAUAAUGGGUAAUUUAGUGUUAACAACUGAGUUGAAAACGUAAAUUAGACACCGUAAAGGGUAAAAAAGCUGAACUUUCUAGCAUUAGCCCUUACCCCUUUAGUAAAUACAGUGGUCUACCAUGUGUAGUCUUUUAAGGUGUAUGAAGAAAUUCACUCUAAAUACUGUCAAUGAGUGGAAAAUUAUUCAUGAUUACAACAGGUUUUUGAGAGGAUGGACUGUUACUGACAGAAGGUUAAUAUCACUUCAUUCAUUGAUUUAUGUUUGUAUUUAUUUUUUAACAUGUUAUUAUAUUGCAGGAAAUCUGGCAUGUUUAUGCUAAACAGAUCGGAGCCCUUAUAACUGAGCAUGCCAGCAAACCAGUUCUUUUGGGGAUUUCCCUCAAGAAACAUUCACCACAGAUACUACAGCAGAUUUUAAAACUGCUUGAAACAAAUAGAGUCUGGUGAUAAAGUUUACCUGUCUUAGACAGGAAAUGUACAGAUUCCUACACAACAAUAAUUAUUGCAAUUAUUUACAAAUGAGUCUGAUAAAUUUCUGGACAGUGAAAAGUUUAAAUCUCAAGCUUGUUACUCCAUGACAUAGCUGUGAGUAUCAAAACAAGAGCAUAUAAUGCAGAAAAGCCCAUAAUCAUUGAUUUUGGAGCCUUUCAAUCCAAUCAUUAACCGUCAUUCACUUUUAAUAUAUAUAUUUUUAAAGUUUCAUCUUAUAUGAAGUACUUUUUCUUCAUGUAAAUACAUAAUACAACUAAUAACUCAACGGAAAAUGUUUUGUUAAAUUAGGUAAUAAUUUCUUCUGCCAUCUGUAUAACUUUCAAAUUAAUGCUUCUCUUUCUUCCUUUGGACAUUAUAAAACACUAUAAGUUGAGCCUGAUGGCAGCAAGUUGAGGAAGUCAGUGCUGCACUAUGAACCAAAUGGCAGUUGUUAUCUUUCAAUGAAUAGCUUCUAAACUUGGAUGUAUUUGACAAAACAAACUACAGAUAAUCUGUUUUUAUGAUUUUGUACACAAUUUACAAUGUUCUCCUUUUAGAUCCAGGCCUUACUUCUGUUUAUUUAAUAUUACC
Messenger RNA from Pocillopora meandrina, 1969 nucleotides. NCBI's taxonomy places the organism in Eukaryota, Metazoa, Cnidaria, Anthozoa, Scleractinia, Pocilloporidae. The record is from the annotation of a GenBank genome assembly.